Messenger RNA from Hibiscus syriacus, 700 nucleotides. RefSeq names its product upstream activation factor subunit UAF30-like. NCBI's taxonomy places the organism in Eukaryota, Viridiplantae, Streptophyta, Magnoliopsida, Malvales, Malvaceae. The coding region runs from base 77 to 685 and encodes 202 amino acids. The record is from RefSeq and is a predicted model, not a curated record. Gene Ontology annotation, cellular component: nucleus. The transcript has 3 exons.
UUCCAAGUCUCUGUCUCGAUAUACCGGCGAUAAUUGCGAACCGGGGAAAACCCAGAUUCGAUUUUUAUACAUAAAAAUGGUGUCGGACUCGGACCUGGUGGCCCGACUCCGAGAAAUCCUAUUGGAGUCGGACCUCGACACCGCCACCGCCGGCAGUGUGAGGAAACAACUCGAGGAAGAUUUCGGCGUCGACUUGUCUGAUAGGAAAGGUUUCGUGAGGGACCAAAUCGACAUUUUCCUCGAAACCUUAAAUCAGGAAAAUGAAAAGGAAGAACGUGCACUUGAAUCUGAAAAUGAAAAUAACGUGCUUCAAGAAGGUGAUGAUGAAGAAGAAGAAGAAGAAAGCAAGGGAGAAGGAAGCCAAACAAGGAGAGCAAGUAAAGCUGAUAAACAAGUGAAGAAAAGAGGUGGUGGCUUUCAGACAGUGUGUAGUCUUUCUCCUCAGCUUCAAAAAGUAGUAGGAGAGUCUAAAUUGGCCAGAACUGAGGUAGUGAAGAAACUUUGGGUAUAUAUCAAGGAGAAGAAUUUGCAAGACCCGAAUAAUAAGCGAAAUAUUAUAUGCGACGAAUUACUUCGUGCUAUUUUUCGCGUAAAUUCUAUUAAUAUGUUCCAAAUGAAUAAAGCCCUGACCAAGCAUAUAUGGCCGUUGAGUGAAGAUGAUGGUAUUUACUUUCGACAUAGUUAAUAUUAUCUGCUAUGA